GAUGCAAGAUAGUAGCGAUAGAGAGAGUGAGUGUGAGCUAAAUAGUCGUACGUACAGUAAUACACUUCAAAACAGAUUUCAUCAAAGACAGUAAUCAUGUCGGAAGACGAGAUUUUGUUUGACCCCACCACGACUAAGAAAAAGAAGAAGAAGAAGAAGCCCUUCAUGUUGGACGAGGAUGGAGAAGGCCUCAGCGAAGAGACUCCGCAAGUGGAGACCAGGGAGGCAGAACCCGAAGGAGGAGAGGAGAGAGAGGUAGAGGCAGAAGAGGAAGAGGGGAAGAAGAAAGAGCCGUCAGACGACCUUGAUGAUUUGAACUUUUUCAAUCAGAAGAAAAAGAAGAAGAAACCAAAGAAAGUGUUUGACAAUGACCUUGAAGAGGGGAUGAAGGAGUUGAAAAUCGAAGCAGAGCCAUCAGAAGGCAUGGAGGAAGAUGAUCUGGACCUGAUGCUGCCGGCCAAGAAAAAGAAAGCCAAGAAAGUGGAGUUUCAUGAGGAGAGCGAUACAGUCGAAAAAGAUGAUGCUUUGGAUGAUGAUGAAAGCAAAGGCUCAGAUGGCAUCACAUUCAGCUCCCAGACAGGUCCAGCCUGGGCAGGAUCAGAGAGAGACUACACAUACGAAGAGCUGCUGAACCGCGUUUUCAAUAUCAUGCGAGAGAAGAAUCCAGACAUGGUUGCUGGGGAGAAGCGCAAGUUUGUCAUGAAGCCUCCACAGGUGGUGCGAGUGGGGACUAAGAAAACCUCUUUUGUCAACUUCACUGACAUCUGCAAACUAUUGCAUCGUCAGCCAAAACAUCUUCUGGCGUUUUUACUGGCUGAGUUGGGAACCAGUGGUUCCAUAGACGGAAAUAACCAACUUGUUAUCAAAGGCCGUUUCCAACAAAAACAAAUAGAGAAUGUCCUGAGGAGAUACAUCAAGGAGUACGUGACCUGUCACACCUGCCGAUCUCCAGAUACGAUUCUGCAGAAGGACACACGUCUUUACUUCCUGCAGUGCGAGACAUGUCACUCGCGCUGUUCCGUCGCCAGCAUCAAGACUGGCUUCCAGGCCGUCACUGGCAAGAGGGCACAGCUCCGUGCCAAAGCCAACUAGUGUUCCACCCCCACGCCAUCCCAAUGCCCCAUCCCCAGUGGUCAACAGUCGGGGCACCCACAAUACCUUGCCAUCUUACCGCCCUACAGCAGUUCUCUUUACAGAGGCAAGGUCCAAGUGCCCGCCUCCUCCACAGGCUUGGACUACUGGAGUGCAGUGUGGAAGGGUGUGGAGUUUGGGUUUUGUUGAUGUGCUGUGUAGGUUUUCAGAGAAAGUGAAUGAAUCUUUAUCACAGAGAUGCUGGAAGGUUGUAGCUCAGAGGCCUAGUGAAGCGUUGGUCUCCCUGCUUUGUCCCUCAAACCUACGGCUGGACAAACAAAGCUUCUCAACCCAUCUCUUCUUUCUUAUUAGCAUUUAGCAUAUCCGGUUGUCAGGACAGAUUACCAGUAUGUUUUUAAUCUGCCUAACUGAAAGAUUGAGUUUUUCAGUCCAGUUGGAGCUUUUUUCCCCCUCUCCUCCCCUAAGCUAUGAGCCGAAACACUCUCAUGUAUGGCUUCUCUCUUUGGUUUACAUAGCUUCAUUUUACAUUUUGCACAUUUUUGUGAAAUUUUCACCCAAGUUCACACACUUCCCUACUGUUACCUUUUGAGGGGGGAACGAACUCUGCAAAAAUGAAAAUUUUUCUGUGUCAGCCAGAUAUUUUGGGAGCUUCAAUAAACACGCAACUGUUUUCAUUUUUAAGCAUUGUAUGAGUGAUACGAAGUUUAACUUUGAAUCUCACUCUGUAUAAAACACCUUAAUCUAGUCAUUUCACCUAUUCAGAGGAAGUUAUUUGUUUAUGAGAAUUCUUAAUGUACAGGGCAACAGAUGGUGCACUGUAUGUUCCGAGUGUUCUUUCAGAUAGUUUUGAAUCAGUUUUUUAAAUAAAGAAUUUGACCUG
Chanos chanos (milkfish) is the source of this 1972-nucleotide messenger RNA. Its product is annotated as eukaryotic translation initiation factor 2 subunit 2. Gene Ontology annotation, molecular function: translation initiation factor binding; mRNA binding; translation initiation factor activity. Gene Ontology annotation, cellular component: eukaryotic translation initiation factor 2 complex. The coding region runs from base 97 to 1092 and encodes 331 amino acids. The record is from RefSeq and is a predicted model, not a curated record. Gene Ontology annotation, biological process: translational initiation; formation of translation preinitiation complex. The transcript has 9 exons. NCBI's taxonomy places the organism in Eukaryota, Metazoa, Chordata, Actinopteri, Gonorynchiformes, Chanidae.